AUGGCAUUUGAAAAAAUAUAUGAAUACGUAGAUAAAGAUACAUUUCAGAAAUAUUUUAGAUUAACAAUAGUAAUAUGUGCAUAUUUAAUUUUCAGAAAGUAUUAUUCACAAUGGGCUUCCAAAAAGCAAAAUGAAAAUCAAUUAAAACAAGAUGAACAAGAAAAAUUAGAAAAACCUGCAAAAGAAGCAAAAGCUCAAGAAGAAAUUGCUGAAAAUUUAGAAAAAGAAGCUAAUGAAUUUGGUUGGGGUAAAAAGACUAGAAAAAAUGUUAAAAUCACUGAAGCUGUAUUAGAACAAAUCGCUACUGAAACAAGACAAAGACAUCAAACUGCUUAUAAUGCACAAGAAGAUCAUGAUAUUGAAGAUUUAUUAGAAGAUUGA
Molecule: messenger RNA, 381 nt
Organism: Lodderomyces jiufengensis
Lineage: Eukaryota; Fungi; Ascomycota; Pichiomycetes; Serinales; Debaryomycetaceae
Exons: 1
Coding region: 1-381 (126 amino acids)
Biological process (GO): protein transport
Source: RefSeq, a predicted model, not a curated record